AUGCAGCAGCAAUCAAAAGUUGCAACAGUUCCGCCUACCACUCUCUUAACCUUACCGCCCGAGAUCACUUCUCACAUCCUCUCGUACCUUGUCGACGAGACAGAGGGCAACUCAGACAUUCAAGCGGCCUUGAGAACUUGCAAGCGUCUAUAUGCGAUUGCCCUUCCAAUCUCCGUCAGUGUCUUUCGGAACACUAUACACAGCUACAGCGGGUCAAGCUCAUGCUCUCGCACCCGCAACGUUCGUUUCCUGCGAUACAUUCUCAUUCAAAAGCCUUGGCUGGCUAAGCAUGUCAGAACCGUCAUCAUAGGAAGGUGUUCUGUUUAUGACGACAAAUACAUUGGUUUCAACCGCCGAGAAAAAGGAUCUGACAGAGCGACAGACGACGAAGUCGACGUCUAUGGGCAUCACAUCGAGUUUUUCCUAGGACAGCUGCCUUCUAAUUACACCCUUCAAUGGUUCAGGCAGUGGAUGGACGAUCUGAGAAGCGGUACCUCAGAUUCCCAGUUCGCUUUACUUUUACUCUCCUGCCCAAACAUUCGGACUCUUGUCUAUAUAGAACCGGAGGGUACAAGACAUUUUGGUCAAUUGCUCCGUUUUGCUCGCAAUCUAGUCGCAAUUAAUAAAGCGAUCCAGACUCCAGGUUCUGAAUGGGGAGAUGGAGACCACGCGCCAAUGGCUGUCCCUCUCUCCAAUGUCCGAGAUGUCUUCCAUGAGACGCCCAACUAUAAGAAUGGCUAUAUGACCUUCUAUCUUGAGGCCCCAGACCUUCUGGCGUUUCCCCGAAUACGCUUCUACGAGUGCAUCCUGGCCAAUGGCGAUUCUGUCGCAGCAACAAUGUUCAAAACCCUGCCGCGCAGGUCCUCUUCAGUGGAAGAGAUAGUUUUGCAUUGUUCGUAUCUCUGCCCAGAUGCACUCGCGGGUAUGGUGGGCGCUUGUAGGGCGUUAAAGAAAUUUGAAUUUACCUACGGUAGGCUUGUGAGGUCUCCUGAUCUCAUGACGCCCAGAGAUAUCAUCGAGGCUCUAUUACCUCAUGCUGAUACGCUUGAGGAACUUUACAUUCACUUGGAAGACAAUGGUGAAAAGGACUGGGAUUGGGUUAAGAGCCCUGAGAAGCUGUACCUGGGGCCGAGGCUCCACCAACUACGAUAUCUCAAGAAGCUCACCGUAGGGAUGCAAGCCCUCACAGGAAUGCUUGCUUUUCAGCCCGUUCCUCAUGACGACUCGGAGCAGAUGCCAUUAAAAAUCGAAGCAGCACGGAGCAUCAUUGAGUGUCUUCCGGAGAGGCUGGAAAGCCUCUUGGUUCGCGACUGUGGGGUGGCAAUAGUGGACCAAAUGGAAGAGCUUCUCGCCGACAUUGAAAGUGGUGGCCGUUUCAAAAAGCUCACUGAUAUACGACUGGUUUUUAAUGCCUGGAGAAUGGACAUGGAUGUCGAUGGUCCGGAACUCACCAAGUUGAACAGGGAUUUCGCCAACGUACAGCUCAACAUAGUUCUUCAGAAUGAUCUGGGAUAUCUUUACGACUUGGGGUUUCUCAUUACUGAAGAUGACGAGUUCGUGACUGAGAGAAACGUCAUGUCACGAGUUAACUCGCGUCAUGUCCGAGAUGAGUAUCUGGAGUCCCGAGGGAAGCUCAGUGACGAGGAUGAGAUCCCGCCGCAUGUUUUUGACUGA
Clonostachys rhizophaga is the source of this 1674-nucleotide messenger RNA. NCBI's taxonomy places the organism in Eukaryota, Fungi, Ascomycota, Sordariomycetes, Hypocreales, Bionectriaceae. The record is from the annotation of a GenBank genome assembly.